AUGAGAGGAUUUGCAUGGCGGAACGGAACUACAUUGAUAAGCGUCGAAAAACCAGGUAUUCAAGCAGAAACCGAUGUCAUUGUGAAAAUGCACUAUGCGUCCAUUUGUGGAAGUGACCUCCACAUCAUAAAAGGGAAAGUUCCACGCGCAAAGGAAGGUGUAAUACUUGGGCACGAAGGUGUUGGGGAAAUUGUUGCAGUCGGCGGGGCUGUUAAAAGAUUUACAGUUGGUGAUUUGGUGAGCAUCAACUGCAUCACACACUGUGGGCAGUGUUGGUACUGUACACAUGGAUAUAUCAACAAUUGUGAAAAUGGUGGUUGGGAACUCGGGUGUCGACAAAACGGAACCUUUGGAGAGUACGUCAGAGUGAUGCAUGGAGAUCACUCACUAAAUAAAGUGCAAAAGGGGUUUGAGUUGGAUUGUCUCUUUGUCGGAGACAUUUUGUCGAGCGGAUUUUUUGGGUGUGAACUUGGGGAGGUGAAAAAGAAUGAUUUUGUCGCGGUUAUUGGGUGUGGACCUGUCGGGAUGUGCUCGAUGUUGAUGGCAAAAAUGUUGGGAGCAAAGGUUGUUGGGAUUGAUAUUAAAGACGAGAACCUUGCGUUUGCAAAAAGGGAAGAUUUUGCAGACUUUACUUUCAACCCACGUCAGUGCAAUGUCGAAGAGGAAAUUAAAAAAUUGAAUUUCGGGAGGGGAGUGGACUGCGUGAUUGAAAAUGCUGGGAGUGACGACUCGUUUGAAAUGGCUUGGAAAAUCGCGAGGCCAAAUGGUGUGGUGUCAUUAGUCGCGAUGUAUGAAAGUGACCAAAAAUUUCAGUUGCCACUUAUGUAUGGGAAGAACCUCAUUUUUAAGACUGGUGGUGUCGAUGCAACACACUGCGACGAUUUGAUCAAAAUGAUCGAAGAAAGAAGGGUAUCAACAAUGAAGCUUAUUACACACCGGUUUAAAUUCGAUGACUUUGAUGCUGCGAUGAAGCUCUUCAUGGACAAGCCCGAGUUCUGCAUAAAGGUUUGCAUUGAUUUUCAGUGA
Messenger RNA from Entamoeba invadens IP1, 1026 nucleotides. Its product is annotated as NADP-dependent alcohol dehydrogenase, putative. Gene Ontology annotation, molecular function: zinc ion binding; oxidoreductase activity. Bases 1 to 1026 code for a protein of 341 amino acids. The record is from RefSeq and is a predicted model, not a curated record. NCBI's taxonomy places the organism in Eukaryota, Evosea, Mastigamoebida, Endamoebidae. The transcript has a single exon.